AUGUACCCCAACAUUACUUACAUUGAUCCCAAAUGAAUACCGAUGUGUGCCUCAUUUCCUGACCAAAGCCUUAACAUCUCUCGUAAAUUUGUCAGCCAUGUUCUUCACCCUGACACGAACAUGAUGCUCGUGUACUUUUUGCUUGCCCCACAUUUGAAAGUUUCCCACUUGCCAGUCGUCUCCUUACCUCCAAAAUCGGCCAUACCCCAUUUUAGGACCUUAAGCUUGUGGGCGCAAGCCUCCCCCGCUCCAUAACUGUUUUAAAAUUAGUAGGGGGCGAGGAGGUGAAAGCGAGGGGCGGCCCUCCUGCGCUCGGAAUGGAGGUGAGCGGACGAGACGAUGGUGAUCCUCCAUGGCCAGGAGGAAAGAAAUUAAACUGCAACAAUAACAGAAAAAAUGACUGCAGAAUUGGAUCCAGAGGCACUUGGAAAGAAGCUUCUAGACCUCUGUCUUUCUUCAAGUCCAGACCUCACAGAAGUGGAACGAUUAAUUGCUGAGGGAGGAUUGGUUGAUUUUGUUGAUGGUGACAUGAAAACCCCUCUUUUUUUAGCUGCAGAUCAAGGUAAUGAACAGCUAGUUGAAUUGCUCUUGAAGAACAAAGCCAAUGUUAACUAUCAGAUUGAGAGUUUCGGUUGGUCACCGCUCCAUACCGCUAUACAAUCAAAUCAUGAAAAGGUUGUGCAUUUAUUACUGGAGUAUGGGGCAGACCCACAUCUCAGGAAGAAAAAUGGAGCCACACCUUUCAUUAUUGCUGCGAUAAUUGGCCAAGUGAGAGUGCUCCAGCUGUUUCUGUCCCAUGGUGCAGAUGUCAAUGAGGCUGAUGCCAAUGGCUUUACUGCCUUUAUGGAAGCAGCAAUAUAUGCCAAGGAGGAUGCCCUACGUUUCCUGUUUGAUCACAAAGCGGAUGUCAACAAGCACAGGGAAGUGCCUGAUGCCAAAAAAAUGGUGUGCAGGGGUGGAAAGACUGCACUCAUGAGUGCUGUGGAGAAAGGCCACGAAAAUAUUGUUAACAUCUUGUUAGAUGAAAUGUGCGCAGAUGUUAAUGCAGUUGACAACCUUGGCAGAACAGCUUUAAUUUUUGCUUUGAAGGAACGCAACAAGUCAAUUGUGGAAACUCUGUUGAAACAUGGGGCUUGUGUAAACAACACAGACAAUAACAAAGAAACCCCUCUGAGCACUGCUUUGAAAAAUGUUAAACCGGACAGUAAUAUGGUGGAAAUGCUAAUAAAAUAUAAACCAGAUAUAAACAUUCCAGACCAAGAUGGGAAAACACCCCUGAUUCUUGCAAUAGAAAAUAAGUUCACAAAUGUGGUUGAACUGCUCCUGGAGGAUUACAAUGCUGACAUCAACGUACAAGACAAAUCCGGGCAGAGUGCCCUCAUGGCAGCAGUGAAUAAGGAUAAUGCCACGUUGACUAAAAGGUUGUGUGAAAGGGGAGCUGAUGUUUCCUGCACUAAUGCUGCCGGGUAUACACCUAUAAUGGUGGCCAAAAGACUGUAUGCUACUGAAAUUAUAACAAUAUUGAAGCAGUAUGAUUCAAUGAAUAUUAAACCAAAUGUAGGAUCUUCUUCCAAAUGGAAAAAGUGCAGUAAACGUUGGCAUACAAAACUGGAGAAACUGCAGAAAGUUGUAUGUGCUCCUAUUGGGAACCUUAAACUGUUUAGGAAUGAUGAUUUUAAGAUCACCACAAACAACAUACCUGAGGUCUAUCUUGGUUUCUAUAAUUGUGAGACUGAGGUGGCAGUGAAAUUCCACAGUAGGUUCAGUGAAAAACCCUCAACGGAAAAGUGUUGCCUCACAGAGCCGAAGAUCAAAGCAAGCAAUCUGUUUGUUAAACUGGUGGCUUGUGAAACAGACGACUAUUGUGAAUAUCUGUGCCUGGAUCUCUAUGAGUAUAAUCUGGAAGAAUACGUGCGUCAGCAACCUAAAAAAAUUAAACUGAAACGCCGAGAUAUUAUGCAGCAGUUGGUCAAGGCGCUUCAGAUAUUGCACACAGCCAAGUUCGCACACCGGGAUUUGCAUCCGUCAAAUGUCCUCAUAGAUGUUGAAAACCGUAUACACCUGGCAGAUUUUGACCAGAGUGUGUGUUUUGAUAACAAUCCAACUGUGAAGAUAUCCGAAGGGACCUGGGAGGCAUCCGAAAUCCUUCAGAAACUGAAACAACCGCAAACACCAACUUUUGAAGCGAGUGAGCUAUUCAAAGCAGAUCUACAGGCUUUGGGACGGCUACUGCACUUUCUAGUAACUCAAGGAAAAGACCCUUAUAAGAGUGAUGAUGAUUUGUGUGAGAAUAAGCCAUCCCUUGACGAGGAAUUGUACAACCCCAGGAAUGCUGAAGUCCGAGAUUUCAUAGAGGGGUUGCUAGCUCCGGCGGAGACCCGGAUUACGCUCCAGGAGGCUGAGCAACAUCCGUACCUGUGGAAAGAAGCAGAGAAGAGCAAGUUUGUCCAAGACCUUGCCAAUGAAGAUGAUGUAGCAAAACGGAAAAAGGAUAGUGAGCUAGUAGAGAUUCUGAAUGAGGCCGGCGAGAACGAGGAAAGAUCAUUUCACAAGUGGACAGCAGAGAUAGACACGGAAGUUUUGGAUGACAUGAACAUGGGUCAAAGAAAGAAGCCGAACAUGGGUCAAAGUAAGAAGCCAAAUGUGAAAAAUGUUUACAAAGACACCACCAAUGAUCUCCUGAAAUUCAUAAGAAAUUUGACCCAACAUUUCAAUGAAAAAGAUGAAAGUAUCAAGAAAUUAGUUGGAAGCCCAGAGACGUAUUGGCUUUGCCGUUUUCCAGAUUUCAUAAUCUCGCUGUACAACGCUGUGAAGGACACUCAAUGGAACCACCACUUUCCAAACCAACAACCGCAGCUCCUGCUGCCAACGCCGUCUCCCUCUGGUGGUGCUGCACAAGACUGUUGA
Messenger RNA from Amblyraja radiata (thorny skate), 2907 nucleotides. RefSeq names its product 2-5A-dependent ribonuclease. Gene Ontology annotation, molecular function: RNA nuclease activity; protein kinase activity; protein binding. Lineage: Eukaryota; Metazoa; Chordata; Chondrichthyes; Rajiformes; Rajidae. Bases 397 to 2907 code for a protein of 836 amino acids. The record is from RefSeq and is a predicted model, not a curated record. The transcript is spliced from 7 exons. Gene Ontology annotation, biological process: protein phosphorylation; mRNA processing.